Adineta ricciae is the source of this 258-nucleotide messenger RNA. The record is from the annotation of a GenBank genome assembly. Lineage: Eukaryota; Metazoa; Rotifera; Eurotatoria; Adinetida; Adinetidae.
AUGCUAGAAAACAAAUCAAUAACAUUGAAAGAGGCAGCUAAUUUAAACUACCAAAAGAAAUGUGAACUCAUAAGAACUGAUCCUGUAACAUGUGUUCGAUAUUUUCAACAUCGAUUAAAAUAUUUGUGGAGAAUCUUAUCAGCUCCGUGUGGUCCAUUCCAGGGAUACGAACUAGUUGACAAAUAUGUCCUAACCGAAUUUCAAGUUCGUGGUUCACCGUAUAUUCAUGCUUUGCUUUGGUUGAAAGAUGCACCAUAG